CUCUCUCUCUCUCUCUCUCUCUCUCGAUCGAUCGAUCGAUAAGCACAAGGAGCUCUUCCCAUGGCGAAGAACCAAGCAUGCCUCCUUCUCCAGAGACAGCUCAAAGAUACUUUUCUUUCCCUCCUCCGCCCCAAAUCUCUCUCUUUCUCUAAGCACUAGGAGCUCUUCCCAUGGCGAAGAACCAAGCAUGCCUCCUUCUCCAGAGGCAGCUCAAAGAUCUGUGCAAGAAGCCGGUGGAUGGUUUCUCGGCGGGGCUGGUGGAUGAGAACAAUGUCUUCCAAUGGAGCGUAUCGAUCAUGGGACCUCCUGAUACUUUGUAUGAAGGGGGGUUUUUUAGUGCCCUUAUGAAGUUUCCGGAAAAUUAUCCGCUUAGUCCGCCAACUGUGGAGUUUACCUCAGAGAUGUGGCAUCCAAAUGUUUAUCCUGAUGGAAGGGUUUGCAUUUCGAUUCUUCAUCCUCCCGGGGACGAUCCUAACGGUUAUGAGCUCGCAUCAGAGCGCUGGACUCCUGUCCACACGGUGGAAAGCAUUAUACUAAGUAUUAUAUCUAUGCUCUCGAGUCCGAAUGAUGAGUCUGCAGCUAACUUGGAAGCCGCAAAGGAGUGGAGAGAGAACCGAGCUGAGUUCAACAGGAAAGUCAGCCGCUGUGUCAGGAGAUCUCAAGAGAUGCUGUGACAAUGGUUAGUGUAUCAUAUGUUGUAUAGCUUUCAAUUGGUACACUAUUCAAUGAGUUGGAGCUUUUUAGUUGCCAAUGCUUUAUAGCUUAUAUAGUCACAGAAAUCAAGUUGCAAAAGGGUUACCAAAAUAAGAGGACCGGAACUAAACCAGGUUGAAACUCUGGUUUACCGUGGUUUAGUAUAUUGGUUCGGUUGGUUCCAGUUAUUUCGGUUAGUAUAUCAUAUCUUGUAUGCUUUCAAUUGUUACACUAUUCAAUGAGUUGGAGUUUUUAGUUGCCAA
This is a messenger RNA of Tarenaya hassleriana, 956 nucleotides long. Its product is annotated as ubiquitin-conjugating enzyme E2 14. The transcript is spliced from 6 exons. The record is from RefSeq and is a predicted model, not a curated record. Gene Ontology annotation, molecular function: ubiquitin conjugating enzyme activity. Gene Ontology annotation, biological process: ubiquitin-dependent protein catabolic process; protein polyubiquitination. Bases 171 to 674 code for a protein of 167 amino acids. NCBI's taxonomy places the organism in Eukaryota, Viridiplantae, Streptophyta, Magnoliopsida, Brassicales, Cleomaceae.